Molecule: messenger RNA, 2535 nt
Organism: Colletotrichum karsti
Lineage: Eukaryota; Fungi; Ascomycota; Sordariomycetes; Glomerellales; Glomerellaceae
Exons: 9
Coding region: 1-2535 (844 amino acids)
Molecular function (GO): hydrolase activity, acting on ester bonds
Source: RefSeq, a predicted model, not a curated record
AUGGGCUUUGGGAGAACUUGCGUUCGCUGCGUUGCAGCCCUCGGACUCACGUCCGCUGUGGCGACGCUAUCUAUCCCGGAAGAUUUCUCGAUCAACACAGCCAACAAGGCCACGCUCAUUAGUUCCAGAGCCGCGGAUGAUGAUCCGACAGAUUUUUCGUGGAUCGAGAACUGGGCUGCAAUAGGUGACAGCUUCACAGCCGGCAUCGGCUCGGGAAACCAGCUGGGUAACUCCAUCACGCUGGACGAGGCGUGGAAGUGCUCGAGGUACGACUACUCAUGGGCCAAGAUCGUCGACAACGCCAUGGGAUCCAGCGUCAAGAACUUCCAGUUCGAAGCCUGCAGCGGCAACAGGACGGCGGACGUCUACAACCAGGUCGACGAGCUCCGCACCGGCCUCGACGUGGUCAUGAUGACGGCCGGCGGCAACGAUCUCUGCCUGGGCGCCAUGAUCAAGACGUGCGAGAACAUCGAGACCAUCCUCAAAGACAACAUCCGGCAGGUCCUCGACAAACUUAACGGCAAAAUCAAAAAGGACGGCGCCCUCGUGUACUCGGGCUACGCGCCCUUCUUCAACACGGAGAACGAGGACUGCGCAGACCCGGACAAGCAGAACUGGGCCCUCAAGGCCUGGCGGUGGUGGCAGUUCUGGAACUGGCUCAACUCCUCGCUCAAGCUGACCGUCGACCGCCGCAAGAAGUUCAACACGCUCGUUGACAACAUCAACAAGGCCAUUUCCGAGGUCGUCGAAGACUGGCCCGGUAUUGUGGAUGGUCAGUUCUGCUCGCCCAAAUCGACAGGCGUCUAUCCGGAUCCCAAGCAGCCCGAUCUGCUCUUCAUCAAGUUCGACACGUCCGUCAGCAAGAUACCGCCUCACGACGAGACCAAGCGCCGCCGAGACCUCGUCAGCGGCAACGGCAGCGUCGCCAUCGGUGCCGUCGAGGUCGACUCCGCCGCGAGCCCCUCGGAACAACCCGAACAAGUCGCGGACGACUCCCAGGAGAUGAAGCGACACCUCGAAGACUACCAGAACCAACUCCGCGGCCGUCUCACCCGCAAACACAUCUACGACUCCCUCCUCUGGAACUCGCCCAACCCGGGCGCCGAGGCCCUGCACAAGCUCGACGCCCGCGCCCCCGCGGCCCCGGGCUGCCCCGGCGACAGCCUCCCCGGCGUGCCGCUCGGCCUCGGCCUUCCCGACUCCUUCCUGAGCAUCUUCCACCCCAACAAGCAGGGCCACGAGGCCAUGGCGGCCUACGCGCUGCAGAACCUGGUCCUCCUGCGGGCGGACAUCCUGGGCAUCGACGACGGGUUGUGUUCGCAGACGCGGGACGAGUUCACGUGCUGGCAGAAGGAGGGGAAGAGGGCUUUUGUGGAGUUCAAGCUGGUUGAUGAGAAUUACAAGGACUUUUGUAACGACGUCAAGCCGCCGGGCAACACGAUCAACUGGAAGUGGGAGAAGACGUAUUAUGCGGAUACGCCUGACGAGCACACCAUCUCGCUGGAGCUGUUCGAUGGCGCGUCUGAGUUCGACAAGAAUUUAUGUCUUGAGUCGUUGGAUCGGAUCAUCAAUAGCUGUGAUGGGAAUGACCCCAAGAACCCGCUGAACUUCAAGUACGGCGGGCGCUGGGUCCGCGGGAACUACAACUACCAUAUCAAUCCCAAAAAGGACCGCACGAUGAUCACCAAAAGGGACGGGACGUGCCGCGGCUGGUGGAAGUUCUUCUUCGUGUCGUACCGGGUCUACGGGCGCGGGUGGGCCGGGCACGACUACGGGCAGAAGACGCUGCUCAAGGCGAUGCGGGACUGCGGGUCGGCGGUCACGGGGUGGAAGUUCGAGUACUGCAACGACGGGUGCGGCAAGGACAACAGUGAUUUCGAGUGGAAGGCCGAGUUCAACUUGCCCGUGUAUGGCGGCGCCGCGUGCAUGAAGAACAACUGGGUUCCGAGGAGGGGGGGGGCUGAGUGGUAUAGCCGCAAAAAGCCCCGAAAGAUUGCUCCUAAACGUGAGUGGCCCUCGAACCCUGCGAUCCCGACCCCGUCCAGUCUCGAGGUGGACUCUAACUUCUCGAUGUACAGCAUGGACUACACCCCAUCAUCGUCUCCGCAACAUCAGGGAGCUUAUACCUACACAAGCCCCGACGACCCAGGAGGACUAUCUGACCAGCAGUAUAUGAACGACUACGACUACCCUCUCGAGGAGGCUGUUGACCCUUCUGCAUACUACGCGGCACCACCAACCACCAACUAUCAAUACGCUGAUUACCCGUCUUACACUUCCGAAACCGCACCGUUGGGACCGCGACACCUCAAGACGCACGACAAGCCCUACAAAUGCACGGCCGAUGAGUUUUGCGACAAGCAAUUCGCCGACAAGAAAGACCUCGACAGGCACAUACGGUCCACUCACCAACCGAGUCAGAGCAGCUUGGGUGUUGCAGAGGAGAGAGUGACGUGCCCUGAUUGUGGCAAAGAGUACACCAGGAGGGACAACUACGUGCGCCACAAAAGCAAGAAUCGUUGCAACCCACGUUAA